This is a messenger RNA of Saccoglossus kowalevskii, 7599 nucleotides long. RefSeq lists its product as uncharacterized. Gene Ontology annotation, cellular component: signaling receptor complex; cell surface; plasma membrane. Gene Ontology annotation, molecular function: calcium ion binding. Gene Ontology annotation, biological process: axon guidance; Notch signaling pathway. NCBI's taxonomy places the organism in Eukaryota, Metazoa, Hemichordata, Enteropneusta, Harrimaniidae. The record is from RefSeq and is a predicted model, not a curated record.
ACUGAAGCUUGUAGUAACAGAGGGGGUCAUAAUGGCGAUCGCCGCGUUAGUAUUUACGGGGCUCCUCCUUUUUUUCCUUGCUUUUAAUACGGACGACAGUUUUGCCUUUCCGACCGGUGCUCCACAAUCAGCGUGCGUGAGCAUGACACCGGGGCAUAUUGGAAUAUCGCCGCAGGAUAGCAAUCCACCGUUCACAAUACACGUCUCACCAAUCGAGUACUCGUCGAGUUCAAUUGCAUACGUUACAAUAUCAAGUCCAGUUCCUUUUGCCGGUAUUUUUUUGCAAGCACGCCAAGUCGGCGAAACGACACCAGUGGGCACAUGGGCAGAAAUCUCGGACACCUCUACAAAGAUAAUCACAUGCACGAAUCCCGAUGACGCAAUUACACAUACAACGGGCUAUCUGCCAAUCAGGGAGCCGACGUAUACGUGGAUAGCGCCAUCAUCUCCAGUUGGUAAUGUUGAAUUUAUAGCCACCAUUGCUUUAAAUCACGACGUAUUUUGGAUCGGCAUAAAAUCAGACGUUGUAGUAGAACUGGGUGCGACGACUGUUUCUUCAGCGAUAGCUACUAAUAAGGCAGCGACUCCGGUACGAUCGACACCCUCUCUAGAUGUCACCACGAUAGCUGCAGGAGAACAUACUCUGCAGCCCACAACUCAGAUACCGUCAACCAAUGCAACAACAACGGGGGUAGCUGAUCCGUGUUCUAUCCAGCCGUGCAUGAAUGGUGGCCAAUGUACCGUGGAGGGCGGUACAUUCCUGUGUGCUUGUGAAUUGGGAUUCAAAGGUGAAACAUGCAACGAAACUUCUGACCCAUGUCGGGAUCACCAAUGCCAAAACGGUGCUGUAUGCGAAGGCACCCCAUCUGAUGGAUAUACCUGUAGUUGCGCGGAGGGGUACAUUGGAGAAUUAUGUGAUGUGGUUGAUCAGUGUUUCCAACACGACUGUGAAAAUGGUGCCACUUGUGUUGACACGGGAGUGGGCUAUGAAUGUAGAUGCAGUGGUGGAUUCAUGGGACAAUUGUGCGAGACGAUUGAUUACUGUUUUGAAAAUGAUUGCCAGCAUGGUGCAACUUGUAUGAAUAUUCGCGUGGACUAUGUGUGCUCUUGCGCGGAUGGGUAUGUGGGAGGACUCUGUGAGAAGGUUGAUUACUGCUUAGAUAGCCUGUGUCAGAAUGGAGCUACCUGCGUAAACAACGAUUCCGGUUACACGUGUGAGUGCGCGACAGGAUUUACAGACCCCCUUUGUAUGAAAGAAAUACUUGAAACGACAGCAGCUUCUGAGGUGAGUACAGCGUUACCUCCAGUCACAAGUGCAGUCAUACCCGUCGUCAAAACAACCCCGGACAGACGGGGUGUCACAACACCGCUACCUGAUGUCACAACGUUGUCUGACCACGGUGUCAUCACUGCUGCAGCUAGAACCACGCCGAUCGACACCACCACUGACGUUUUCAACGCACGGACAACUGUACCGGAGAUUGUGACCACGGACGGAGCGCUCAAGACCACGCCAUCUAGAGUUGAAACUACCGCGCGGUUCCUUUAUUGUUCAUCGGGUCCCUGUCAAAACAACGCCGCCUGUGUCGAGUCAGUCGUUGAGCCGUUCUAUAUAUGUCAGUGUCCCUUCCCAUAUCACGGACAAGACUGUGACAGAAUGGGAACUGCCAAUUGCGGGAACAAUUACUACGAGCCGUCGGGAGAGAUUACGUCACCAAAUUUCCCGCAACUUUACAAUAAUCGGGAUUACUGCCAGUACGUCAUCAAGGUAGCAAACGCACAUUCCAUUUUCUUUUCAUUUUCUAACUUCGAAGUAGAGGAGAAUAAGGACACUUGUGAGAUAGGUCCGGGACCACUGGCGGAUUUCAGUAUACCGGAAGUGCAGGCUUUUGACGGCGAUAUACUUCCGCCCGAUAUCGUCUACAGCAAUGAGAACCAAGCUUUCAUAAUAUGGACGACAGACAGGAAUAUAUUGAAAACAGGAUUCCGAUUGGUCUACUCAACGGAUGGCGAUGAGUGUGCCAGUAAUCCGUGUUUUCCGGGUUAUCAAUGUAAUGAUUUGAUACAGAGAUAUGAAUGUCAAGAAAUUGACGAAUGUGCCAGCUUCCCGUGUCAACAUGGCGGUACAUGUAUCGAUCGCAUCAACUACUACGAAUGUGUAUGUCCACCGUCUUAUACUGGGCAGAAUUGUCAUAUACAAAUCAAUCCAUGUGAAAGUGGCCCAUGUCGAAAUGGAGGUGGUUGUGUCAACCUUGUCACUACAUACCAGUGCCAAUGUCCCAUAGGAUGGACGGGUCCUACGUGUCAAACAGAGCUCAACGCCUGUGCUCCUACCAAUCCUUGCUUGAAUGGCGGAACGUGCAAUAACUUUUUCACUUCCUACGCCUGUAACUGUGCGCCAGGCUGGCAAGGUGCUGACUGUGAACUUGAGAUAGAUAUGUGUCUAAACGGACCAUGUCUGAAUGGUGGUACUUGUACAAACUUUCAGACGUACUUCGUUUGUGAUUGCCCUACUGGGUGGAUAGGAACUCAAUGUCAAACAGAAAUCAAUGCCUGCUCUCCAAACCCAUGUCAAAACGGAGCGACGUGCACAAAUUACUACAGUUAUUACACAUGCACGUGUCCCGCAGGAUGGGAAGGAACUAACUGUGACAUAGAGACGAAUACAUGCAGAAGUACACCAUGUCAAAACGGUGGGACCUGUAGGAGCUCCCAAACGUUCUACGCGUGUACCUGUCCCCUGGGCUGGCAGGGGACAAACUGCGAACAAGAGAUCGAUGCAUGCGAUCCAAAUCCAUGCCAGAACAGCGCCACCUGUGUGAAUAUGCAGCCUAAUUACGCGUGUAUUUGUCCACCAACUCACGAAGGUCUUCAGUGUGAAUUUGAAAAAAAUGCGUGCUUUCCAAACUAUUGCCAAAAUGGAGCUACGUGUGUCAAUCUCUUCACUGCGUAUCGAUGCACAUGCAAUGCCGGAUGGAAGGGUACAAACUGUGAAACUGCUGUCGAUCUUUGCAAUCCUGUCAACCCCUGCAUGAACGGUGGUUUAUGUAACAAUUUACAAACUUCAUAUAUAUGUUCGUGCCCAGUACGAUACACUGGGACACAUUGUGAGAAUGAACUCAAUGCUUGUUCCGAUAAUCCCUGUAUACAUGGUUAUUGCAACAACCAAUUUACCGGAUAUUUAUGCAUCUGUGAUGUUGGAUGGACAGGUCAAAACUGUGAUUUCAAUGUUGAUGACUGCUACAACUCGCCCUGUCAAAACGGUGGCACGUGUGUCGAUCAAGUGGGCGGCUAUGGUUGCAACUGUGCACCUGGGUAUUCCGGUACUAGCUGUGAAAUAAUCACGAAUUUGUGUUCCCCGAAUCCUUGUUUGAACCAAGGUAUUUGUCAGAACUACCAGACGUCGUACGCGUGUGUUUGUCCACAGGGGUGGACCGGCCAGAACUGUGAUACAGCUAUGGAGGCGUGCUUACCGGAUCCGUGUCAGAACGGAGCAACGUGUAAUAAUUUUUAUACCUACCACACGUGUACAUGCUCACUGGGCUGGACGGGAUACAACUGUGAAACUGCUAUAAACACGUGUGAACCAAACCCCUGUUACUAUGGCGGAGUUUGUACUAACUUACAAACUCACUACACGUGCGAAUGUCAAGCAGGGUGGACUGGACAAAACUGUGAAACAGAAAUUAACGCGUGCGCCAGUUUUCCUUGCCAGAAUGGCGGAGUCUGUCAGAACUAUCAAGUCUCAUACGUAUGUCAGUGCCCAAUUGAAUGGACGGGGUUGAACUGUGAAACGUCUUUGAAUGCAUGCGGAUCGAACCCAUGUCAGAACGCAGCCACGUGUCUUAACUUUUACACAUACUAUCGAUGCGAAUGCUCAGCUGGCUGGACAGGAACUAACUGCAACGAGGCUAUCAACUCGUGUGCCAAUUACCCUUGCCAAAAUGGUGGUACUUGCGUCAACUACCAGACAUAUUUCGGGUGUACUUGUCUCCCAGCAUGGACAGGUUCAACUUGUGAAUUAGCGGUGACUCCAUGCGCCAGUGACCCCUGUUUGAAUAAUGGAAUAUGCCAGGAUUAUCUCUACGAUUACCAAUGCGCAUGCACAGCAGCAUAUACCGGGCGAAACUGUGAAACAGUUUUGGAUGCCUGUGUACCAAACCGAUGUAUGAACGGCGCCACGUGUGAGAAUCAUUACAGCUAUUUCGAGUGCAAUUGCGCCCCGGGAUGGAGAGGUGUAAUAUGCGAUAUCAUGCAAGACAUGUGUAUAAGCGGCCCUUGUCGGAACGGUGCUGCGUGUUCUAACUACCAGACGUUCUACGAGUGUGCGUGUACAGCCGGAUACACUGGCCCAAACUGUGAAUUUGAUUUAGAUGAGUGCUCCAGUAACCCAUGUCAAAAUGGAGGGACUUGCACCGACUUACAAAAUGGAUAUAGAUGUUCGUGCUCCCUUGAAUGGUCUGGAACUACUUGCACCGAAGCUCGUAACCCGUGUUUGAGUAAUCCAUGCCGAAAUGGGGGUCUGUGCGUAAACAAGUACACGUUCUAUGAGUGUGACUGUACUGCGGGCUGGACCGGUCCCAGUUGCAAUGUCGAUGUUAACGAGUGUGCCAGCUCCCCGUGUCUGAAUGGCGGUAUAUGCAAUAACCGCAUCAAUGAAUAUGUAUGCUCCUGCCCUCAACAGUGGACAGGGGUAAACUGUCAGCUAGGUGUUAACCCAUGCAGUAGUGACCCUUGUCAUAACGAAGCUGCGUGUAUCAACAGACUAACCUAUUUCACGUGUAGUUGCAUUCCUGGUUAUACUGGCAUUCUCUGCGAAACUGACAUAAACGAAUGUACCAGUAAUCCUUGUUUGAACAGUGGGACUUGCGUUGAUCUAGUCGAUGGUUUCAUGUGUAACUGUAAAUCAGAUUGGAUGGGAACGUUCUGCGAAGAAGCUGUUGGAUGUAUAGCAAAUUUCACCGUGGAAGCCGGCGGUACUCUCGAACUUCAUUCACCUAACUAUCCGUCCAAUUACCAUGACAACGAAUACUGCAAAUGGAUAGUUUCCACCGUUCCCGGUUAUGUGUUACAUAUCCGAUUCAAUUAUUUCUACACCGAGUUCCGCUACGACAUCAUCACCAUCGGAAACCGCAACGAUGUUAACGACGUUGGAUCGAGGGUCCUGGAAACAUCGGGAACGAGAGAACCGAUUGACUUCAAAUCAUCGAGCAACGUAGCCUGGGUGACUUUCUCCAGUGACCACGAAAAAACAGAGAAAGGAUUCUCACUGGAUCUCCGAUCAGAUUCUAUAUUUGACGAUAUUGACGAAUGUAACAGUUUCCCGUGUCAGAAUGCUGGUACAUGUGUCAAUGGUCUGGGCAUGUACGAGUGUUUUUGCUCUGCUUCUUAUAUGGGGAUUAAUUGCGAAACACCAACAGAAAUCAACGAAUGUGCAAGUUCACCUUGUCCGACCGAUUAUAUUUGUCUUGAUCUUCAAAAUAGCUUUGUGUGUAUCUGUCCGGAAGGAGUCACUGGUCCUCAAUGUAACCUAGAGUUCAAAGCUUGUGAUACCAACCCAUGUUACAAUAGUGGAACAUGCACGGAUAUACCGGGGAUUGGUUAUGAAUGUGACUGUGCUUCUGGAUGGACUGGAUCAACCUGUGCCCUGGAUAUUGACGAGUGCUCCAGUAACCCGUGCCAAAAUGGCGCCACUUGUGUGAAUCAGAAAAACCGAUACGUAUGUUAUUGUAGAGACAAUUUCGACGGAGUGAACUGUCAAAACUACAACGGACCCCCGGGAUGUGCUUCGAGUCCAUGUCGUUACGGAAGUGCAUGUACGAAUAUUGGUGAAAAUGCAUUCAAGUGUGACUGCAUAAGCGGGAAAACUGGAGAACUGUGUGACGAAGAUAUCAACGAGUGUUCAUCGAACCCAUGCAUGAAUGGCGGAACGUGUCAAAACCGUGACAACAGCUUUACGUGUAUAUGCAGGGGAUAUUAUUCCGGAAGUCGAUGUGAGCUGGCGGGCUGCCAGACCAAUCCAUGCAAAAAUGGCGCUGCGUGCACGGAACAACCUGCUUUGGAAGUCGUGUUGUGCACAUGCCCUGCAGAAUAUACGGGGACUUACUGCGAAAACCGAAAGCCAGAGAUGUGUACGGCCAUGCAAAAUGACUGCAAGAACGAUGCCAUGUGUAUUGUGAUUAAUCAAGAAGAUAUUAUCUGUGGGUGUAAAGCCGGAUUUACUGGAAGCAAGUGUGAGCUAGAUUUGGAUGAUUGUGGUAAUCAAUGUAAAAACGGAGGAACAUGCGUGGAUAAACCAAAUGGUUUUGAAUGCACGUGCAGACCUGGAUACACGGGAGAUUACUGUGAAAGCGACUUCAACGAGUGUUACAGUAAUCCAUGCCAGCAUGGGGUGUGCAGAGAUCAAAUCAACGAAUACGAGUGUGAAUGCAAUGCGGGAUAUACAGGCGAUAAUUGUGAGACUAAGGUUGUAGCGCAAUUAGAAGCGGAAUCGGAUUUACUCUUGGAGCCAAUGUGGAUAGCAAUUAUAGUAAUUUUAGCGUGUUUAAUUAUAGUAUUUGGAAUAAUAUUAAUAUGUACAUAUGCGAGGAAGGAAUACAAAAAAUAGUUAAUUUUAUCAUUUUAUUCAAAGCUAAAACCUAAUCUAUGCAAUAUUACUUAUGUUUCAUCAACUGAAAAAAUGUUGAUAAUUAUGAAAAAAAAAUCGAUUCUGCAUUUGUAAAAAGGAAAUAUCCAAAUAAAUCCUCGGAACAUUUUCAUCAUGUAAAUCUAUGACCACCAAGAAGACAGAUGAGUAAAAAGCAUUCUCCUCAUUGCCGAUGAGAGAAUCUCUAACACUCCUCAAAUACUGACGUUGAGGGCAGCGCAUCCUAUUGAACUAAAAUUCCAAUCUUUGUUUUUUUUGAUUUCCAGAAUAUAAUAUUGCCCAUAAUAACUUGAAACUCCAAGUGUUUUUUUUACACUAAAUUCAACACAAAAUAUAUUGGAUACAAAAAGCUAGCCCAUCACAGAGAUACUAUUUCUUCCACGUUUACAAUAAAGACAGUCAACAUCGCCCCAAUUGUUGGAUAUGUAGAGUCAGAAAAAGAUACGAGAUUUGAUUUGUAAUCUAUUUAAGAGUUCUUCUCAGUAAUAUUUUUAGACCGUGGUACGAUUUUUUUUACUAAUAUAUAUCGUGCACAUGCCACUGUCAUCCAUGUGACAGCAAGUCCCACUUCUAGAAAUCAUUUUUAGUUUCCAGAAAUCGGUUUAAUGUGAAGGAUAAUCAUUUCAGUUGCCCGUUUUGUGUUUUUUGUUUGUUGUUUUUAUAAAAAACUGACACCUUGAGCUCGAAUGAAUGUUAAAUUAUCAAUUUUAAAGCAGUUAAAACGUCACCAUGUACUAACGAUUGCGUAGCUACUCAUUCACGUUACCGCUUAAUAAUUAUGCAAACCUUUGCACAUGCGUGAUUAACAAAUUAAUACGCGACACACAUUUUUAGUGAUAAAUCAUUUUUUUUGAGGAAUUCUGUUAAAUAUUAUUGUACAUGGAUUAUUUAAUAUUGUUGUAUGUUAUCAUAUUCGUAUUUUUUACAAUAAUAAACUUUCACGCCAGAAGUAA